Molecule: messenger RNA, 657 nt
Organism: Plasmodium relictum
Lineage: Eukaryota; Apicomplexa; Aconoidasida; Haemosporida; Plasmodiidae
Product: ADP-ribosylation factor, putative
Exons: 2
Coding region: 1-657 (218 amino acids)
Biological process (GO): vesicle-mediated transport; intracellular protein transport
Cellular component (GO): cytoplasm
Molecular function (GO): GTP binding; GTPase activity
Source: RefSeq, a predicted model, not a curated record
AUGAGUAUUUUUGGCGUUUUAAAAAAAUGUUUCAAGUUUGUAUUUUUUUUGUUUCUCCGUUUUUUUAGUAUAAAAGCAACAACAAAAAAAAAUCUGAUUAUUUUUGGUUUGCCGUCUUCUGGAAAAACGUCUAUUAUAUAUUUUUUCAAAUUGGGAUAUCUAAUAACUACUGUUAGAACUUUUUUGAUAAAUGAAGAAAGUUUUACUAUAACAUUAAAAACUAAUAAAGAUAAUUUUGAGGAGAAGAAAUUUAAAGUAAAAUUUUUUGAAAUAGGAAGUGAUUGUUCAUUUAAUUUAAUUAAAGAAUAUUCGGAAUUAUCUAAUGAUCUUAUAUAUAUUGUGGAUAGCUCACAGAAAGGUUCUUUAAGUGAAGCAAGAGAUGAUUUUAUUAGAAUAAUAUAUGAUUUUAGAUUUAUAUAUCGAAAAUGUAAAUUUCUAAUUUUUUUAAAUAAACAAGAUUCCAAUGGAUGCUUAAAAUCCGAUGAAAUAAUAAAUUAUUUUUCAUUACCAAAAGAAUUAUUAUAUAGAUGUAAAUUUAUUUCUUGCAGCACCUUGUCUGGGGAGGGAUUGAAAGAAGGAUUAGAAUGGUUGUUAAAUUCUAAUGUAUUCUCAGAUAGAAAUGAUGUGAAUUAUGAAAAUAGAAAAAUAUAUUAUUAG